AGGGCGGCCGCUGGCUCCCGCGUUGUCCCCUGCCCCCGUUGACCCCGCUGCCGGAGCCUCAGACCUGGGCACCACCGCCACGGCCCAGGCAUUCGAAGAAGCCCCUCUCCUCCAAGGUGGAGCUGCGGGGACAAAUCUCACUUUCAUCAGCACUGUUGAAAGGAGAAAAAAUGCCAGUCCUGUCUCCGGAAAUCAAAUUUGAUACUUCCAAUGUUACCAGAAAUUCCUUUGACAGUUGUUUUCUUUUUGAGAGUAGUUGGAGGAAAGCAGUUUUAGAAACACAAAAGAUGAAGAAAGAAUACACCACUGCCUUUGGUCUAGAAGAGUUCAAAGAAUGUGUCAAGAUGCCGUAUUUACCAGGACUGCAGAGUUGCCCAAAAAGUGUAAGUUCAACUCCACUGGAAGUUCGUCCAAGACUGCUGCAGGCUGACCCCGAGAUGUGUCCAGUCAGGAUAAGGAAGACUAAGGAAGCCCGCACUGUGGUACCACUUCAGGAGAAACCAAAGGGAUUUUUAAGGCAUUCUAAUUCUUCAAUCAACUUUGUUUCCGGCUUCAGUGAUCCUCUUGCUGGAGCAUCAUCUCAAUACUUACAGAGACUUUCCAAAAUGGCCAUAUUGGAGUAUGAUACCAUUCGUCAAGAAACUACUAGAAAAUCCAAAAAGAGCAAGAAACGAGACCUGAGAGACUGCUGAUAAGUAUCACAUCACAUGCGAUGCUUUCUUCACUGCUGUCUAAGGUUUAUAUAUUUUUUCCUUUCUUUUUCUUUUUUUGAUAUGUGGUAUGAUGUGCAAUGAUUUACAUAAAAACGGAAAUGUA
Lontra canadensis (Northern American river otter) is the source of this 816-nucleotide messenger RNA. It is a transcript of the gene CUNH8orf89, whose product is annotated as chromosome unknown C8orf89 homolog. Bases 171 to 692 code for a protein of 173 amino acids. The transcript is spliced from 6 exons. The record is from RefSeq and is a predicted model, not a curated record. Lineage: Eukaryota; Metazoa; Chordata; Mammalia; Carnivora; Mustelidae.